This is a messenger RNA of Lytechinus pictus (painted urchin), 7260 nucleotides long. Its product is annotated as protein dispatched homolog 1-like. The record is from RefSeq and is a predicted model, not a curated record. The transcript has 5 exons. Lineage: Eukaryota; Metazoa; Echinodermata; Echinoidea; Temnopleuroida; Toxopneustidae. Gene Ontology annotation, molecular function: transmembrane transporter activity. Gene Ontology annotation, cellular component: membrane. Gene Ontology annotation, biological process: smoothened signaling pathway. The coding region runs from base 466 to 4230 and encodes 1254 amino acids.
AAACUCUUUAACUUUCAUUCGCAGACGAUGACGACGUGGUAUUUUUAGUCGUGAUCAUUUAGUUCUAUUCAUUCAGUGAAUUGCGCUCGUGCUGUCUUUUAAAUGAGCUUAUCGAUUGAAUAGGCCUAUCCCACAUUGUGUAGAAAGAAUAUUGACAAGUUUUUUUUUAUUAUUGUCAUAUCUGUUGAGUUUCAACAUAAGCAUACAUUUUAGUUAAGUGCCUUAAAGGUGGAGAAUUGGAAUAAAGGCAUACCGUUGGUACGAGGACUUGUUCAAUUCGCCAUUGGCUUGAAUUUAUACAAAUCUCAACUUCAAACGAAUAGCACUUGGAAAAUCUGCAUUCGUCUUGCAAUUACAAUCUCUUCAUGGUUGCAACUAUCAUAGUUGAGACUACAACUCCAGAGGAAUGACUAUAAUCUUUUCUUGAAAAAAAAAGUUUUUAAGUCAAAGAGUAAUAUCGUUAAAAUGUUUGUCUACCACAGCAAGGAUUCCACAGCGGUCGUGAAUUAUGUUCCUCGAUAUUACAACGACAGCGUUUAUAAUAACCAGAAUGCUCUAAUCACAACAGGAUUAACUCGACAACAAUGGGAGGAGAAUGGAUUCGUCCUUGUAAGAGAUGUUCCCUACACUUUAGGCGCAUCUCCCUACCUGGAGCGAAAUCCACUUCCGGAAAGAACAGGUUGGCGUGACACUCGUCGCCUUCAAUGGCUCGGCGGAAAAUCACCACGAUAUUCUGACUCGUCGUCGUUUAGAAAUAACAGAAAGCGGGACGGACGUCGAAUUCCAAUGGAUGACAUCAUCGACCACCGCAUCAAUGUCGGAUUUACUCACCAGGCUCCGAGUUUUCGGGACCCGAAGCUGAGAACGUUGUCGGCAAUAAGCGACGCAGUAAACAGUCAUGGGGCCAGAGAUACUGUCUUCGGCGAAUCCGUUGACGAAAAGUGUGACCUGUGCGAUGAAGCGCAAGCUCCAUCUUACCACACCUACCCUAACGAUCUAGGCUUUGAUACCGCAGAUGGUCAUGAUGGUGACACGGGCCCAACUGCGUAUGAUGUCGUCGAUGAUUAUGAAGGGGGUGAUCUUACUUUGCAUGACAUUCACAUCCACACAUCAGUGAUGACUAGUGGCAUCACAAACUCUGCGUAUUAUUCUAAAGGAGACGAAGAGAUCAAAACUUCGAACGAUGUUCAAGAACAUGCAGAAGGGGAUAAUGCAAAAGAUGAAUCGGAGAGACUGCUGAACUCAGGCUUCUGGUUCUGGUACUCAAAGUUCAUCGUUCGCUUUCCCGUGUUGUUUUGUGUGGCCAUCAUUCUGCUCACCGUCGCAGCUGGCGCUGUGGCGUUUACGCUUUACGACAUUCCACAGUUUGAUGAUCCUGAAAAGGGAUUCGAAGCACGACACACCCCUAUUCGGGAUCGUCUCACGGGACUGGAGCUAUUCAACAUGAUCACCGACGACGACAACUUUCACAUCAUGAAUAUCCAUGACAAUCACACGGUGUCGAGAAGGAACGUGCUAGGUAAUUUCACUUUGCCGACGCUGCCGACGGACGUCCCGACGUCGACUAGAGUAGACACGAUAGACAGGUUUGAUGACAGUCUGACAACUCGAAGUCCGUCUUCAGAGGAGAAUGCGACAAAUCAAGAUCAAUUUAAAUCUUGUGUUGAACCAGGACUACAUUGGCACAACCUCCGGAUAGUAUUUUCCGUCGUAAACCCACGAAUAUCACUCUUUUCCGUUGACGCCUUCCAUUCAAUGUGUCGUCUGUUCAACGAACACGUCCUCCCAGGCGUCUCUGAGCCCCCGACAAAUUGCCAACCAGCGUCUUUAGGAAUGUAUGCCGCUCACCUCCAGAACAAAGCAUCUUGCUUCGACACCACCGAGGACGACGUCACACACCUGGUUGAUCUCCUGACAGAAUGUGCCCCACACUACGCGAAUGGUUCCCUCCAGUAUGGCUGCUCCCCUACCUCAUGCCCGACAGUGCCGCGGUACUGCAUAGACCGACAUGCGGUCUACAACAUCUUCCACUACCUACUGCCGUCAGAGUCCGCGUCCCGAUUUGAAAGAGGUGAUUUGGACAUUUCCUUCAGCUUGAUGAUAACCCCUAUUUCUGGGUUCGGCUCCACGACUGGCCAGUUGUAUACGGAUAGGUUACAGGGGCGAAAGGACCUCCGUGACGACUUUAUGAAAAUAACUGCUAUUGGUGGGCAAUUUAAGUUCCUUCUCUUUUCCUCGUUCCUGAUCUCUGACAUAAAGCUAGUCGGCCUGGCAGUUGCAGUUGCAGUCUUCAUCAUUUGGCUCUACACAGGAUCACUGUUUAUCACGCUAUUGACUAUCGCCGACAUGGCAAUGGCGUUAGUAUGGGCCUAUUUCGUAUACGUGGUUGUCAUCGGACUGCCGUUCUUCCCGUUUGUCAACAUCUUGGCAGUAAUACUCGUACUUGGCAUUGGCGCCGAUGACACGUUUGUCUACAUGGAUCUUUGGCGAAAGUGCGGAGAGAAAUACUCGAACAGGGAAGAGAACACGGUCAAGAUCCUGCAAGAAACUUUGCACCAUGCAGCGAUUACGAUGUUUGUUACGAGCUUUACGACGUCCUCCGCGCUUUUCUUUAGCAUCAUCAGUUCAAUCACAGCCAUUAAGUGCUUUGCGGUGUACUCCGGAUGUGCUAUCCUCUUUAAUUUUUUGUUCACACUGACCUGGCUUCCUGCCAUCGUCAUCAUUGAAGAAAGAUACCUACGUUGCAGGAAAUGUCGCAAUCGCCAUUCGUUGAAGUGCUCAAGUCUCAAAGUAGUCACGCAAGCUCUCGAAACAGCGUCGAUACACGUCUUUGAAAAGGCUCUCCCCCAAAUUGUUUUCAAACUGCGCUACGUUUGGCUGAUUAUUUUCACAUUACUGGGAAUAGGCGGUGGCUGUGCUAUAUUCAUAUACCCAAAGCUACAACUACCGACUCAAUCAGUGUUUCAAAUUUUCAUAAAGUCAGAUUUUCUUGAGCAGUAUGACCAGGUUUAUGUAGACCAUUUUGAUUUUGAGCAACUCGAGCAAAGCAAGAUGCCUAUGAAGUUUGUUUGGGGGCUUGAAUCGAAAGACAAUGGAAAUGCAUGGGAUCCCGAUGACAGGGGUAGUCUCGUGUUGGACAACCUAUUCAACAUCUCAUCUCCAGAGUCGCAAGAAUGGCUACUAAACUUCUGCUCUGAUGUUAAAAACCAAUCAUUCUACUCACCGCAGGACAGUUAUCAGGAUUUCUGUUUCAUCGAUAUCUUCAGGGAAAUCAUGAUGGAAUCUCCAUGCAACAACCCCUUGUUUCACCAGGAUGUUUCUCCAUGUUGCGAGAACUUUGACUUUCCCUAUGAGCCAGAGCUCUUCGAACAGUGUGCUUCCAAGUUUGUGGCUUUGGCAGGUUUAGAGCCCAUGACUCGCUUCGGUGAAGGACAGAAACUAACUGGCCUGUUACUUUCAUUCACCAGUAAUACAAGAUAUUCAUUGAACUAUGAAAGCAUUGAUACUUUCUGGAACGAAAUAAACCAGUGGAGUAGGACAGAGAUGGACAAGGCUCCAGAAGCGAUUUCGCAUGGGUGGUUUGUAAGCUUCAGUGAGAACCAGCUGUAUUUCUUUGAUCUACAACAGAGCCUCGUAACAGGGUUCCCCUUCUCCAUCGGGAUGUCUCUAGGCGUCGCCGCCCUGGUGCUUCUUCUCACCACUUGGAAUGUCCUGAUCACUCUCUUCGCCAUUCUUUCAAUAUCAGGAACGGUUUUCGUGACUGUGGGCUCUCUGGUCUUCAUCGGAUGGGAGUUAAAUAUCCUGGAGGCCACCAUCAUGUCCUUAGCUGUUGGUCUGUCCGUUGACUUCACAAUCCAUUACGGUGUUGCUUAUCGGAUCGCACCGACUGGUGAUCGUGUUGCAAAGUCAUUUCAUGCAAUGAAGCAGUUGACUGCCGCCAUCUCCACUGCUGCAUUGUCUACCAUUGUGGCUGGGGCCUGUAUGCUUCCGGCGACAGUUCUCUCCUACCAACAGAUCGGCGUCUUCCUCGCUCUAAUCAUGGGCGUGAGCUGGACAUACGGGACAUUCUUUUUCAUGUCACUUUGUAUGGUUCUCGGUCCUGAGAAGAACUGUUGUGGUGUGCAACCCCAAGGCACCAGUUGUUUCUGUUGCCGCAAGACAGAACCAAACAAUAAAACUAUAGAAAAACGGAGAUAUGCGUCGGAUUUUCACAAUAUGUACACAUAUUGACUUCCUUCAUUAAGAUUAUUUUGCAAAAGUCUGAUAAUAUUUAUUUCUAAAUUUUGACAAUCAUCUAAGUAUGUAAUACUUUGUUAUAAGAUAUAAAUAUAUUUAUAUAUCGGGCUUGCAUUCAUUGAUUUAUUACAUGGGCGUCAAUCUAUUGUCUAAUAUGAAAACUAUUUGCUUACGACAUGUCCCGAUGUUACCGUGAUUUAGAUAUUAAGAGCGAGCAAAAUUACGUUAUAAACUUACUUUAUUAGAAAUAUCAUGCAUAAUUACUAGCUAGCUGCUGAAUAUGCUUCUUUACAAAAUAUUUUUAUCCUACCAUUUUGUUGUAGAACUGGCACAUUUUUUUUAAUUUUCAACAUGCACCCCUCCCCCCCCCCUAGACGCCCAUGUAUUAUUAUUCACAUGCAAGUAAUUGUGGUAAUCUCAUGGUCAUUUGAUUAUUGGCAGCUUUUAUCACGUUUUGCCAAACUAUGUUUAAAUGUGAAUAUUAUCAGAGUGAUAUUGGUUUAACCACGUCUCGAACUUUAUAUGACAUUUCUUAUCAGUGAUUGGACAAAUCAUGAUCAAUUAUACUAGUAUAUAAGUGAUUAUUGUAAAAUCACAAAGUCGUUUUACAUUUAACAAUUACUGUAUGAGGUAAUACAUUUAUGAACAUAUUACACAUCAGUUUCAUUACAAUUAUUAUUUUAGAUUAGCAACAUACAUCAUCCUCUUGCCAUUGUUUUUUAUUUGAUAUCAUCCUAUUCUUUUUCCUUUUCCUUCUCUUAAUUCCUUUCUACUUCUGUUACGUUUCGUUUUUUUCUCCUACUUCUUUAAACCUUCCUCAUCUUCCAAUAAUCCUAUUUCAACAAUUUGUGCUCACUGUAUUUCGUUGGUAUGUUUAUUCUUUUAUAUCUCUCUUUACUAAUUUUUUUUUCUCGUCUCCUUCACCCCAACUGCUUAUGUUCCCUGAGGAGCACAUAAUACCCUAUCAUGUUCUGCCAAUACACAAACAAUAUGAAACUUUGGAGAAAAAAAUGUCUUUCGUGACACACCCCACAAAACCUUCCAAAACACGUAAGCUAAGUCUACUUGCUUUUGUAGAUAAAUAUGGAGAGAGCAGAUCCAUUCUGACUUGUAUUGACUUUAAUGUUGCUUUUGUUACCCCUCUACAUGCUCUAUAUCACGAUAAUAUUCCACCCAAACAUUGGAAUAGUUUUUCUUCAUUAUUAAGAAGUGCACCACCCGUCAAUUUGAUCAAAACCAAAAGAAAUACUCCCCUCUUCGAAAGGAAUUUUCAACAUUUCAACACAAUGUUGUUGUGAUUUAUUAUUUUGAAGGUUGUAAGCUUUCGUGAUCUCCUCUUACCUAUAAGUUUUAACUCUCUUCGGUAGUAUCCCAAAUAUUGCAUUGUAUUGUUCUUGAUGCUCUGCACUAUAAUGGCAAGAUGGGUAUAUCCAUACAAAAACAUCGCAAUAUAAAUUAACAAUAUUCACAAUUAUCAUAAACAAACACGAAUAUUAAUUCCCGUCCCAUGAAAACAUCAUUGCAGAAGACAACAUUACAUCGUCUUGCAAAGAACUGGCAGAUGAUCAUAUAGGUCUUUAAUAUCAAUUCAAUCGUAUUUUGGGUUCGAUUUGAAAUUAAUAUAUCAUAUGUCUUCAUCAGAACUGACCCUUGUCGAAGUUGUUGAAGGAAUUUUCAAGAUUUCAACACAAUGUUGUUGUGAUUUAUUAUUUUGAAGGUUGUAAGCUUUCGUGAUCUCCUCUUACCUAUAAGUUUUAACUCUCUUCGGUAGUAUUCCAAAUAUUGCAUUGUAUUGUUCUUGAUGCUCUGCACUAUAAUGGCAAGAUGGGUAUAUCCAUACAAAAAAAUCGCAAUAUAAAUUAACAAUAUUCACAAUUAUCAUAAACAAACACGAAUAUUAAUUCCCGUCCCAUGAAAACAUCAUUGCAGAAGGCAACAUUACAUCGUCUUGCAAAGAACUGGCAGAUGAUCAUAUAGGUCUUUAAUAUCAAUUCAAUCGUAUUUUGGGUUCGAUUUGAAAUUAAUAUAUCAUAUGUCUUCAUUAGAACUGACCCUUGUCGAAGUUGUUGAAGGAAUUUUCAAGAUUUCAACACAAUGUUGUUGUGAUUUAUUAUUUUGAAGGUUGUAAGCUUUCGUGAUCUCCUCUUACCUAUAAGUUUUAACUCUCUUCGGUAGUAUUCCAAAUAUUGCAUUGUAUUGUUCUUGAUGCUCUGCACUAUAAUGGCAAGAUGGGUAUAUCCAUACAAAAAAAUCGCAAUAUAAAUUAACAAUAUUCACAAUUAUCAUAAACAAACACGAAUAUUAAUUCCCGUCCCAUGAAAACAUCAUUGCAGAAGACAACAUUACAUCGUCUUGCAAAGAACUGGCAGAUGAUCAUAUAGGUCUUUAAUAUCAAUUCAAUCGUAUUUUGGGUUCGAUUUGAAAUUAAUAUAUCAUAUGUCUUCAUCAGAACUGACCCUUGUCGAAGUUGUUAAAUAUGUACUCACAAUCUCAUAGGGUAAAUUUAAGGAAUCCCCGUCUCGAUAAUGAUUCAAUUGAGAUGACCAAAGUGUCGCUUUGAAAAUAGAUUUGAUAUCACUAAAGCAUGAUGGGCAUAGCCAUUUUCUUUGCUUUUGUAUUGUAAUAGAACAUUGUUACCAGCAUUAAAUAUAUAUACAUUUUGGCCAGGGAUUAUUCAUUUAAUAUGUCUAUCGAAGUUAAAAAAACACCUCAAUGUGCUCUAACCUUUUCAACAGGGUUGAAACUAUCCUUUGCCGAUAUCUUUUUAAGGAAAAUUUAUAAACACUAAACAUUUUUGAAAGAAAAAAAGAACAUGUUAUGAUAGCUUUAUUUUGUUUUAGGUUCUAUGAUUGUUUGGUAGGUAUAGUAAAUAUACUGUUAUGAUUAUUUAAACAUUUUCGUCCGAAAAUGGAACAAAUAUACGUCUACUAGUACUCUGCGAUACCUUGGAAAGUUCAUAUCUGAAAGACGUAAUCGGUUUUUCUAUUGACAUGAUAUAAUUAAAGAAUUAAAAAAAUAUAUCAA